AUGAAGAAAUUGGGAGAGAGACCCCCACAAUUGUCCGAUGUUCGAAUAAUUCAUCCAGACUUUCUUCGAUAUUUAUAUGAAAUGUACUUAGAAAAAGACGUUCCGAUGCCAACCAAAGCGCUGACGACAAUUGUCUUGUCCCUACACGAAUGUGACUACAUACGAAUACACGGUCCGGUGGUAAAUGCAGAAAGCGUACAAUACUAUACAGAAGUGAACUCCCGCGUCGGGCAGUUGCUGAAAAGCGAUCUAAUGGAGGAAAAACUUUUAGAAUAUAUGGAAAGAGAAAAAUUGCUCCUGAUUUGUGUUUGCAUUACCGGGUACAGUCCUCCAAAACCUCUAAGAACAGUGUCCUUAUCAGGAACAAAAGCUGUAGUGACUCCUUUGGCUGUACACCAUGCAUCAGAACCAUUUCCACAUACUUCAACUACUUGUCAACUCUCACAAUUUCAUGUUCCGAGUAUGAUUUCUGCACAACAUGAUGAAGCACCAGAAGCUGCAGUACCUGUUGCAGGUAAACUACAAAAAGAAUGUAUUCAGGAGGAAAUUGGUAAGGUCAAUAGAAAGGUCUGCUUAACUCAAGGGAAAGCUGCAUUGAAGUCCAAAUCAUGUAUAGAACUAGAGAAUGGUGUUUAUACACUGGUGUCAGAUAACUUAGCUGUGAAUCAGAAAAUGAAAGCCAUUCAAGAUGAAUGGAAAAAGGAGUUGAAAGUCUAUGUUGAAUAUCGAGAAAAGAUGGGUAAACAUAUGCAUGCUGUGGCAGACAUUGAGGCUUCAUAUCGCAUCAACAUAGCGGUAACAACAAAACUAAAACAAGUCGAACUACUUCGAAAACAAUUGCAAGAACUGAAGACUAACUCUGAGCACACGGAAAAAAUGUUGACUGGUGAAUCAGAAAGAAUAUUGCAAAGUGAAAUUAAUGCACUCAAAGCCAAAGAAAUUAGGGUAAAUAAAGAAAUCGUGCAGAAGAAAGAAAAGAAGAGAAACCAGGCCCAACUUACUAGACUGAAGCGUCAAGUGAAAGAAGCACAGGUUAGGAAUAAACAGUGGAAUGAAGAAGCCUGCGAGCUAGAAACAAGUAUUGCUGAAUUACGAAAUCAUAUAAAGGAUGUAUCGUUGCAGGCAAAGCAGAGAAUACAAACCAGAAAGAAACUAACUGACAAGCUGAGCAUCGAACUGCCACCUCCUGUGCAAGAGACUGGCAUAACUGGGUUAGUCUAUUGGCCGUUACAUAACCGACAUACUAAGAAAACCGUGCGUAGGGCACAGCACCUGCUGAAAUUAAAAAGUCGGGUACAUGCGAAACCCUACUAUCUGAAGCCACUGGAAUGGAAGACCAAGGACGUUUCGCUCGAGAAGCAGUUAAAAUAUAUAAGAAUAUCUAACAAGAUUGACAUGUUUGAACCGAAACUUUCAGUAACUGAAAACGCUGGUCUUUUGCCGUUGAAGAAAACCCAUGCUCCAAAUAAAGGGUUGCGCUCAAUGGAAAACCCUCGUCGACUUCAUCAAAAAAUUACUGCCGAGAAGUGUUUUGACAAAGGGAAAUUAUGCCCGGUGGCAAAAAUACCCCUGCCACCGAUUAAAUCUAGUCCCAGAGAUUGUUUUAAUAAACUGUCACAAGCAUUAAGUGUAAAGCAUGCUUCCAAUACAGUCGCUCUGAGUAAUGACCAUUCGAAAAAGAGCAUGACGUCCGAGCAAGUAAUUACAAGAAAUGUCCCAAAUGAACCGAUUGAUACGAAUAGUAGCCGUGAUCUGUACAGCAAUUCCGUGUCAAACACGCAUGUUUUGAAUAAGAAUACUCCAACUUUUGAAUAUCGAUAUAACUUAAAACUUGACGAUGAUGAGCGGCAGACCAUGGCAACAACGAAGCAAUAG
Saccoglossus kowalevskii is the source of this 1875-nucleotide messenger RNA. RefSeq names its product coiled-coil domain-containing protein 122-like. The record is from RefSeq and is a predicted model, not a curated record. Lineage: Eukaryota; Metazoa; Hemichordata; Enteropneusta; Harrimaniidae.